Molecule: messenger RNA, 894 nt
Organism: Sesamum indicum (sesame)
Lineage: Eukaryota; Viridiplantae; Streptophyta; Magnoliopsida; Lamiales; Pedaliaceae
Biological process (GO): regulation of DNA-templated transcription
Molecular function (GO): DNA binding; DNA-binding transcription factor activity
Source: RefSeq, a predicted model, not a curated record
AUGUUCACUAGUACUGCAACCACUAGUGAGUACUCAAUCUUGGAGUGCCCACCAACAAUUAGGCCAUUGGUCAUGGAUAGAACCACAUCCAAGUGGAAGUACAACAACAUUGAGAUAGCACCAAAUUGUCCUAGAUGUGCUUCCACCAAUACCAAAUUUUGCUACUACAACAACUACAGCCUCUCUCAGCCUCGUUAUUUCUGCAAGGGAUGCCGGAGGUACUGGACCAAGGGUGGCUCCUUGAGGAAUGUCCCGAUCGGUGGGGGUUGCCGGAAGAGCCGCCGUGCUAGGGCCACCAAGCAAGUGGGGGGCACGAAUUGCACGGCCCCAGCUCUUAGCCCGGUGUGCAUGGGGUCCAGUUCUAAUGAAUCGGAAAGCGGGCUGGAUAUCGAUCUGGCCGCAGUGUUUGCAAAGUAUGUGAACCAGAAUGGGGAGAAUGAGGAGUCAUCUUGUAGCCCUGGAGCUAGCAGUGGAUCAUCUGAUCAUAAUGUGCAGGCGAGCCCGUUGGAUUUGGAUGGCCAGAUGGAAGAUAUGGCAAUGUUUGAUCAGUAUCAGAAAGGGGCGGUGGAUUUAAUCAGUGGAGGAGAUGAUCAGAUACAGCAAGUGAUUCCUCAUGAAUUCUCCAUGCAUGAAGAUCAUGAUCAGUUCAAUGGUCAGGAUUUUGUGUACCAAGAUUACAAUGCUUUUGAUCAGGUGCAGCAGGGUAUAGCACUGGGUGAUGAACUCUCAGCAGAUAUGUUGUGGUCAGAGGGCACAGAUUUACCAGGUUUCGAGGAUCAACAAUCAAUGAUGCAGCUCCAAGAUUCAUUUGGGUUUAUCACAAAUGAUGAACAGCUCAGAUUUUCUGCAAAUCUAGUAAGCGAUAAUUGGGGAUCAUUUGAUCUGUAUGCCUAA